Messenger RNA from Spirometra erinaceieuropaei, 426 nucleotides. The record is from the annotation of a GenBank genome assembly. Lineage: Eukaryota; Metazoa; Platyhelminthes; Cestoda; Diphyllobothriidea; Diphyllobothriidae.
AUGAUCAACUUCGUCCGGAGAACAGGAGUGAAGAUUGUAAUUACAACUUACAAAGCCAACCGCAUCACGCUUAUCAACGCCAAAAGAGCUGCUUACAAACGUCGCCGGCCAACAGUUCCAAUAAGCGGCCCUUCCAUCAUGCCCACGAUGCUGACGGAAAUUUCGCGCACGAACAGGCCUCUUCGGGCAUUUCUGGACCCAACAUAUUAUGAACACGACAACUCCUCCUCCCAUCUCAGUAACCGACCUCAACUCCACCGCACUACCGCAACAUCCCGCUAUGUCGACAUCCAACACCACCGGCGCGCCAACUCCCGGUGCUCCGUCGCUCAGCACCACCUUCUCCAACAUUACCACAAUCCCCGCGCCGACGGCGACAACAACCACCACCACAACCUAACCAUGGACUGGAACAGUUCCCGAUGA